Brachypodium distachyon (stiff brome) is the source of this 2017-nucleotide messenger RNA. Its product is annotated as betaine aldehyde dehydrogenase. The record is from RefSeq and is a predicted model, not a curated record. The transcript is spliced from 15 exons. Lineage: Eukaryota; Viridiplantae; Streptophyta; Magnoliopsida; Poales; Poaceae. Gene Ontology annotation, molecular function: oxidoreductase activity, acting on the aldehyde or oxo group of donors, NAD or NADP as acceptor. The coding region runs from base 195 to 1715 and encodes 506 amino acids.
GUCGGGGAAGAUGCGACGCGGCCAACGCUUGAUCGAUUGAUUGAGUUGAGAUCGCCGGAUCAAAUCAAGGAGGCGUGCUCGCCCAAAGUCGAAGCAAAACUGCAAAAGCAACAGGAGCCACCGCAGCACAGCACUAGUCCGCCCGCCCCCUCUUUGCUACGGCACUACUACCAGUCCACCACCACAACACCACCAUGGCUGCCCGACCGGAGAUCCCCCGCCGCGGCCUCUUCAUCGGCGGCGGGUGGCGCGAGCCGACCCUGGGCCGCCGCAUCCCCGUCAUCAACCCGGCCACCGAGGACACCAUCGGUGACAUCCCGGCGGCCACGGCGGAGGACGUCGAGCUCGCCGUCGCGGCGGCGCGGGACGCGUUCUCGCGCGACGGCGGGAGCAGCUGGUCGCGCGCUUCCGGGGCGGCGAGGGCCAAGUAUAUGAACGCCAUCGCCGCUAAGAUUAAAGAUAAGAUAUCAUUUCUGGCAUUGCUGGAGACACUUGAUUCCGGAAAGCCCAAGGAUGAAGCAAUUGCGGACAUGGAGGAUGUUGCUGCAUGCUUUGAGUACUAUGCUGGUCUGGCAGAAGCCUUAGACGCGAAACAACAUGCACCAAUAUCUCUGCCCAUGGAAAAUUUCAAGUCCUAUGUUCUUAAAGAACCCAUCGGGGUUGUCGGACUUAUCACACCCUGGAAUUAUCCUCUAUUGAUGGCUACUUGGAAGGUUGCACCUGCCCUGGCUGCUGGGUGUACAGCUGUUUUAAAGCCAUCUGAGUUGGCUUCUCUAACUUGUUUAGAACUUGGCGCAAUAUGUGAAGAAAUAGGACUACCUUCAGGAGUCCUGAACAUAAUUACUGGUAUGGGCCCUGAUGCGGGUGCUCCAAUAGCUUCACAUCCCCAUGUGGAUAAGAUUGCUUUUACUGGAAGUACCGAAACUGGUAAGAGGAUAAUGACUGCUGCUGCCCAAAUGGUUAAGCCUGUUUCACUGGAGCUGGGUGGCAAAAGUCCUCUUAUUAUCUUUGAUGAUGUUGCUGACAUUGACAAAGCUGUUGAAUGGGCCAUGUUUGGCUGUUUUGUGAAUGGUGGUCAAGUUUGCAGUGCAACUUCUCGUUUACUUCUCCAUGAGAAAAUUGCAGAACGAUUUUUAGACAGACUGGUUGAAUGGGCAAAGAAUAUAAAAAUCUCAGAUCCACUUGAAGAAGGUUGCAGGCUAGGGUCAGUUGUCAGUGAAGGGCAGUAUGAAAAGAUUAAGAAGUUCAUCUCAACAGCAAGAAGUGAAGGUGGCACAAUUUUGUAUGGCGGUGACCGACCUAAGCAUCUCAGAAGAGGGUUCUUUAUCGAACCUACAAUUAUAACUGAUGUUAGCACAUCAAUGCAAAUUUGGCGAGAGGAAGUCUUUGGACCAGUCAUCUGUGUUAAAGUAUUUAGGACAGAGAGUGAAGCUGUAGAACUUGCGAAUGAUACUCACUAUGGUUUGGCUGGUGGUGUGAUUUCUGAUGAUCUGGAGAGGUGUGAGCGCAUUGCAAAGGUUAUUAACUCGGGAAUUGUUUGGAUAAAUUGCUCGCAACCAACUUUGGUUCAAGCUCCAUGGGGAGGGAACAAGCGGAGCGGUUUUGGUCGAGAGCUAGGAGAAUGGGGCCUCGAGAACUACUUGAGCGUGAAGCAAGUCACCAAGUACUGCUCAGAUGAGAAAUACGGAUGGUAUCUGUCUCCAUCUAAGCUGUAGAUGACUAAGAUGAACCACUCAUGUCAGGAGAAUGGAGCCAUCAAAUUCUGAAAACGAGAUACAUCAGUGAGCACGGACUGAAUCUUCUGUACAUUGCUCUCAUAAUAAGCCAUUACAUGGCGAACGUGCUUACGAAUUACGAUAGUGUGCCAUCAAGCCUGUGACAGAUGUAUUUGCCAAAAUAUUGCUGAAGUGCUAGGACGUUAGGGCAAAGUCCAGCAGUUUCCCUAAAAUGUCUUCCUAUAUAUAUAUAUAUAUAUCUCAAAAUAGGUGAUUCCCCUAAAAAAUUUCUCCUCUAAAAA